Aspergillus puulaauensis is the source of this 2385-nucleotide messenger RNA. RefSeq names its product mitochondrial intermediate peptidase (gene OCT1). NCBI's taxonomy places the organism in Eukaryota, Fungi, Ascomycota, Eurotiomycetes, Eurotiales, Aspergillaceae. Bases 1 to 2385 code for a protein of 794 amino acids. Gene Ontology annotation, molecular function: metalloendopeptidase activity. Gene Ontology annotation, biological process: peptide metabolic process. The record is from RefSeq and is a predicted model, not a curated record. The transcript has a single exon. Gene Ontology annotation, cellular component: mitochondrion.
AUGCUGCGACCGUGGAUCUGUCGCACUUGUCGACUGCAACAACGCCUGCACCGUCGCUCCAUCACGACUUCCGCUCCCCGACCAGCCUCUGCGUCCGCCACCCCUGUCCAUUCAUCGCCCUCCAAAGGCCCCGACGAUGAUAUCCUCCGUCGAGUCUUCGAUUCCCGGCCGUUUUGGCGCGACUUCUCCGCCUCCUCGUCCUUCUCUCCGAACCGAAAGCCGGCCGGUCUCGUUCAAAACCAGUACCUGACUAGUCCCGACGGAUUUCGCGCUUUUGCGCAGGUGUCGCUACAGAAAUGCCAGGCAAUAGUCACUCGGGUACUCACUGCAUCAACAGUCGAUGAAUAUCGGGGCCUAGUACGUCAGUUGGACCGACUGAGCGACCUGCUGUGUCGCGUCAUUGAUUUGUCCGACUUCAUCCGGGCCUCCCACCCGGAUCCGCCCGUCCAAGAGGCCGCGGGCCAAGCAUAUGCUCUGAUGUUCGAGUACAUGAACGUACUCAACACCACAACCGGCCUCCAUGAUCAGCUGCGCGCGGCGCUGGCCCAGCCAGAGGUCACGUCCCAUUGGUCCUCCGAAGAGACCAUUGUGGCCCGUAUCCUGCUCCAGGACUUUGCCAACUCCGCAAUCCAUAUGCCCCCCCAAGAGCGCCAGCGCUUCGUCAGUCUCUCCAACGACAUCAGCCAGCUUGGGUCGACGUUCGCUCAUAGUGGAGAGCCAGCACGCUCGCAUGUCGUUGUGCCCACAAACGAGCUUCGCGGUCUGGACCCCAUCCUGAUUAAGCAAAUCAAGCGAUGGAAUCCCCGUUCCGCCGCUGUUCCUACCGUCGGGUUGAUCCCGCGCCUAGCCCUACGUUCCGCUCACAGUGAGGAUGUCCGUCGCGAGAUAUACCAGGCUACACGCACUUCCAGCUCGCGCCAGGUUCAGCGCCUCGAACAGUUGCUGUCCAAACGCACAGAGCUAGCUCAGCUCGCAGGAUCUCCCACAUUCGCUCAUAUGACUCUCAAAGACAAGAUGGCCAGAAGCCCUGCUGCCGUAUCGGAAUUUCUGACCACCCUCAUAACUAGCAACCGUCCGGAUGUACAGGAAGAGCUAUCCCAGCUUCAGGCUCAAAAGGGGGGCCAGCUGCAGCCCUGGGACCACGCAUACUAUGUCCACCAACGAGUACAGCAGUAUGAGACUUCGCAGCAAAUUCGCAAGUCGCGCGAAUUGGCUAUCAUCCCUGAAUUUUUCUCUCUAGGAACAGUCAUGCAGGGGCUGUCGCGUUUGUUCGACCGUCUUUACGGCGUUCGUCUAGUUCCCCGUGAGACGGCACCAGGGGAGACUUGGACAACCGACGUCCGCCGCCUAGAUGUAGUGGACGAGGAGAGCCGGCCACUUGCCGUCAUAUAUUGCGACUUAUUUUCCCGCCCCAAUAAACAUCCCAACCCGGCCCACUUCACUUUGCGGUGCGCACGAGAAAUCACUCCGGAAGAGAUCGCGGAAUCCGCAUCGAUGGACGAUCCGGCGGUCGUCGCUCAUCCAAACGAUGGCAUGGCGACUACUAUUGACGCAGAAUCGCAAACACUUCGUCAGCUGCCAACCAUUGCUCUCGUGUGCGACUUCCCCGAGCCCUCGUCCUCUACACCGACACUUUUGAGUGAGCAUAGUGUGCGCACCCUUUUCCACGAGAUGGGACACGCACUACACUCUAUUUUAGGCCAGACCAAACUGCAGUCCAUAUCAGGAACGCGUUGCGCAACCGACUUCGCCGAACUGCCGUCGGUGCUGAUGGAGCGCUUCGCCACCGAUCCGUCCGUCCUCGCUCUGUACGCUCGCCACUGGCAAACCGACCAACCUUUAUCCGAGAACAUGGUCCAUCACAUGGCACAGAACCGAGCCGCCCACGGCGCAAUCUACGGCGCUGUGGAAAACGAAGCUCAGAUUCUAAUGGCACUCGUCGAUCAGGCCUACCACACAACCACCUCUGAAAACUCCUUCCUCGACACCACAAAACUCUACCAGCAAGUAUACUCAACACACGCCAGCCUGCCGGACCCCGUUGACCAGCAUGGUCGCCCCUCAACCUCAUGGCAGGGGUUCUUUGGACACUUGUACGGGUACGGCGCCACGUACUACAGCUAUAUCUUCGAUCGAGCAAUCGCCAAUAAAAUGUGGGAAGACGUGUUCGAGGGAGGUGCAGCUGCUGUUGACCGCUCCGCGGGUGAACGGUACAAGAACGAGGUUCUCCGUUGGGGCGGCGGGCGUAACGGCUGGGAAUGUGUUGCCGGUGUCCUGGGGGCGCACAACUCGUCCAACGCUAAUGGUCGUCUUGUUGAGGGAGGGGAUGAAGCAAUGCGUGAAGUCGGCCGGUGGGGACUCGGCCGUGAUGGAAUAUCAGGCUAA